Prunus avium (sweet cherry) is the source of this 855-nucleotide messenger RNA. Lineage: Eukaryota; Viridiplantae; Streptophyta; Magnoliopsida; Rosales; Rosaceae. The record is from RefSeq and is a predicted model, not a curated record.
AUGGCAAGGGAUGUUGCUCAAUUUCUCCGGAAUAAGUUCCUGGCAUCUCUUAGCGAGACAGAGUCUGAAUUAUCAGGUGCUGUUCUGAUUUCUGACUUGGGAGCAAUCAAAGAUAUUUUAAUAGCUAUAGAUACUCGAAGACUUACGGGAGAUUACUACUGUCGCUUUAUCUCUGUGCUCCUGGACCUCACCGACGCAUUGACCAAGUGCCAGGUCUUCUCACAUGAGUGGAAGAAGCAUAGUCAUCACAAGACUCAUUUAAUAGUCUUCAACCAUUUGAGUUUGAGGAAGAUUUGUUUCGUGCUGAAGAUGAAGAAGCGGCUGGCUGCAAUAAAACGCAUCUUCGAGGAUGAGUUUAUGAAAAAGGAAGAAAGAAUUUAUAACUUGAGGGAAUCAUCAAGUCGUCCUGAUCCUGAAGAGAAUUUAGAGAGCGAACUACCUGUAUUAAUACAUUGCCGUCGAAGAUUUGAGGCUGAAGUUGUGGGAUUUGAUGAGAAAUUACGGAAGAUUGGGGACUUUCUUUUAAAAUCAUUGCCGCCGUCAGGUGCUGGAUUUGCGGCAGUUGGGAUAAUGGGCAUGGCAGGCGCGGGUAAGACCACUCUGGUGCGCGAGGUUUUGAGUUGGUGGAUAGUGCGAGGUGAAUUUUCUCCUAUAAUUUGGUUAUGCUUGUCGAAUAUAAUCAAAGAAAAUAAACAAGUAGAAGAAGAAAUUGAGGUCAGCAUUGUGAAAUGUAUGCUUAGUAAGUUGGACCACGAUGCCGUUGCCAAUGGAGAUGGCAUCAUCCAGGAGGAGGAGAAGAUAAUAAGUAGUAAUAAUAAUUCUGGUCAUCUCUCUCAACCAACAUUUAUCAGAUAA